GGGCAUUACAUAAGCAACAAAAUAUUUGUGCAACAUAACUGUUAUAUGUACUUGAGCAGGAAAUAGUCUGCAAGAAUUCAGUCUCCUGUCCUGCAGAGAGAAUAGAAUCAUGAGCACAGCAGGAAAAGUGAUAAAAUGCAAAGCGGCUGUGCUAUGGGAGCUAAAGAAACCCUUUUCCAUUGAGGAGGUGGAGGUAGCACCCCCAAAGGCUCAUGAAGUUCGUAUAAAGAUGGUGGCCACAGGACUGUGUCGAUCAGACGACCACGUGGUUAGUGGAAACUUUGUCACUCCUCUUCCUGUGAUCUUAGGCCAUGAGGCAGCUGGCAUUGUGGAGAGCAUUGGAGAAGGGGUGACUACAGUAAAACCAGGUGAUAAAGUCAUCCCACUCUUUGUUCCCCAGUGUGGGAAAUGCAGUGUUUGUAAACACCCAGAAGGCAACUUCUGCUUGAAAAAUGAUUUAAUCAUGCCUCGUGGGACUAUGCAGGAUGGUACCAGCAGGUUCACCUGCCGAGGAAAGACCAUCAACCACUACAUUGGCACCAGCACCUUCUCCCAGUACACAGUGGUGGACGAGAUCUCAGUGGCCAAGAUUGAUGCAGCCUCCCCACUAGAGAAAGUCUGUCUCAUUGGCUGUGGAUUCACUACUGGUUAUGGAUCUGCAGUCAAAGUUGCCAAGGUCACCCCAGGCUCCACCUGUGCGGUGUUUGGCCUCGGAGGAGUCGGCCUGUCUGUGAUCAUGGGCUGCAAAGUGGCUGGAGCGGCCAGGAUCAUUGGGGUGGACAUCAACAAAGGCAAAUUUGAGAAGGCAAAGGAAGUGGGUGCCACUGAGUGCAUCAGCCCGCAGGACUUCAAGAAACCCAUCCAUGAGGUGCUGAAGGAAAUGACCAGUGGAGGUGUGGAUUUUUCAUUUGAAGUUGUUGGUCUACUUGACACCAUGGUGGCUGCCUUGUUAUGCUGUCAAGAUGCAUAUGGUGUCAGUGUCAUCGUAGGAUUACCUCCUGGUUCCCAAAAUCUCUCCAUGAACCCCAUGUUACUACUGAGUGGGCGUACCUGGAAAGGAGCGGUUUUUGGUGGUUUUAAGAGUAAAGAUUCUGUCCCCAAACUUGUGGCUGAUUUUAUGGCUAAGAAAUUUUCAUUGGACCCAUUAAUAACCCAGUUUUUACCUUUUGAAAAAAUAAAUGAAGGAUAUGAAAUGCUUCGCUCUGGAAAGAGUAUCCGCACCAUCCUGACAUUUUGAGACCAAGUGAAUGCUUCACUUGCAGCAGUCUUCUGGCUCCUUCACCAUCUGGCACAUCAGCCAAACAUCCUCAAUAAUGCUGUUCUUUAGAGAUGCUAUCAGUAAAUUACACAUGGGAGCUCUUCCAAAGAAACAAAAACUGAUGUGAAAUCAUUUUUGAGGCAAAUGUUUAAAAUCUAAGUGGAAGCUAGGUGAACCAUCAGCUGUGUAACCGAGUCCAAUAAACGUUCCUUUUUAAUCAC
Phyllostomus hastatus (greater spear-nosed bat) is the source of this 1479-nucleotide messenger RNA. Its product is annotated as alcohol dehydrogenase E chain. The record is from RefSeq and is a predicted model, not a curated record. Lineage: Eukaryota; Metazoa; Chordata; Mammalia; Chiroptera; Phyllostomidae. Gene Ontology annotation, molecular function: all-trans-retinol dehydrogenase (NAD+) activity; zinc ion binding. Gene Ontology annotation, biological process: retinoic acid metabolic process; retinol metabolic process. The transcript is spliced from 9 exons. The coding region runs from base 110 to 1237 and encodes 375 amino acids. Gene Ontology annotation, cellular component: cytosol.